Molecule: messenger RNA, 1892 nt
Organism: Alosa alosa (allis shad)
Lineage: Eukaryota; Metazoa; Chordata; Actinopteri; Clupeiformes; Clupeidae
Gene: gc
Product: GC vitamin D binding protein
Exons: 12
Coding region: 64-1476 (470 amino acids)
Biological process (GO): vitamin transport
Cellular component (GO): cytoplasm; blood microparticle
Molecular function (GO): vitamin transmembrane transporter activity; vitamin D binding
Source: RefSeq, a predicted model, not a curated record
UAUUCUGAAAUCCGACCACAGUGACUGAAUCAAGUGGGGAAUUGCAGCAGGCCAGACUCAGAGAUGAAAUUCCUGUGUUUUAUCCUAAUAUCCAUCUCCGUAGGUUGGGCAGAGGACAGUGGACUGAGAUAUGAAAAAGAAAAAGUUUGUGAACAGCUUCAUGGCAUGGGGAAGCAGAAAUUCAAAGGACUCUUCAUAGCCGUUUACAGCCAGAAGUUCCCCAACAGCACCCUGGAGGAGGUGACAUGCCUGGCAGACGAGAUGCUGAAGUUGGGCGAAAGGUGUUGUGUGGAGGGGGCCAGUGCAGACUGUUACGACAAAGGGGCAACAGAAAUUUCGGACAAAUCUUGCCAGGCCGACUCACCGUUUCCAAAACACCCAGGCAUUAUCAGGUGCUGUGCCAAGCAGGAUGUGCAUGAGAGGAAGAUGUGCCUGGCCUCCCUGCACUACUCCGCUGAGGAGCUGCCCUCCCUCCUGGACCCCACCAAUGAGGAGAUGUGCGAGCAGUACACGCAGGACCCGAUUGGCUACUCAUUCAGGUACAUGUAUGAGUUGGCUCGCCGGCACCGCAGUGCACCCACGGGGCUCGUGCUCAAUGCCACGGGAAGCCAACUGAGGAUGCUGGAGAAAUGCUGCAAACCUGCGCCCUCUGCCAUGUGCUUUUUCACUGAGAGAUUUCAAGGCAGACAUUUCAACAUUUUUCUGAGGUUCACAUCAAAUGUCUGCCACAACAACAUCAACCUGAAGUCAUACAAAACUGGCUUGACGGCGUAUUUUGGAUCCCUUCUGAAGAUUUCAUUUGAAAAAGCCCAGUCCAUGGCAAAAGACUUCCAAGAUGCUCUCUCAAAAUGUUGUUUACAACCAAACCAGGAAUGCAUCAUUCAAGAGUUCACUGAAUUCCAGAAGGGCCUCUGCGAUGAAUCGAUGCUGGGCACCAUGUCGGAGGAGUUUCAGAAAUGUUGUGGCAAGGCACCCAUGGACACACUGACAUGCAUUGAAAACCUGAAGAGGCAGCCUCAGACGCUUCCAGACAUCCAGCCCAUCUCACAGUCCCUCUGUCAGCCAGACAGCCCACAAGAAACGGAGAGAUAUUUAUUCCAGAUCGGAGCCAGGCAACUCACCACCUCUGUUCCAGUCAUCACAACAGCUCUGAACCAUGUAAAAGACAGAGUUGAAGCCUGCUGCUCAGACUCUGACAUCCAAACCUGCAUGAGUCAGAAGGAUGGAGAUGUUAAGAAAAUCAUAACACUGUUAUCUAAGGCAGAUGAAAAAUGCACACAGUACUUCAAACUUGGCAUGCCAGCUUUCAAAGUCAUGGUUGAAGCGGAGGUUCAGGGUGACGGAGACCAGGCAGCUGCCAAGGCGGAGACCCUGGUGGACUUGAGCUCGGCCUGCUGCUUUCAACACUCGCCAGCACAGCGCUGCCAGGCACUGACGGAAAAACUAAUUUCAUAUGACAAAGGAGCAGCCGUCUAAACCGUGACCAUCAUGCCAGAGUGUUUCUGCUGCUGAGUAUCUAAAACAGUGAACACUUUAAUGACUCUUAUAGGCUCCUGUUGUUGUUAAAUUCAUACACCUAUGUUUGAUUUACCAGAUAAUUGUCAGGAACAAUAUUUACAUGAAAUCAUCCGUUCCAUGUUUUCAAUACAUCAGGCUACAAGGGUCUCUUGAGAAUCAAGUGGACAUUAUGUCCCUCUAAGUCUGUGGAGCAUAAUGCAGUCUCAUUGAUAGGCAUAGACCUGUAUUGUUACUGUUGGAAGGCGAUCCUUUUUGCAUGCACAAUCUGAUCUCUUGAAGUAAAAUUAUGCUUAUAUUCUAUAUAUACGUGUGUAUAGCCUUCUGCUUUUAAGAAACAGUUGGAACUGAGAAUUAAAUAUUCUAUCUGAAGUGCA